This is a messenger RNA of Haemonchus placei, 516 nucleotides long. Lineage: Eukaryota; Metazoa; Nematoda; Chromadorea; Rhabditida; Trichostrongylidae. The record is from the annotation of a GenBank genome assembly.
AUGGUACAACGACUAGCACCGGUUCUUGCUGUGCACUUUAUGGGCAGAAUUGACGAACCGGUUCUUGAACGAAAUCCUUUAAUGUACUGUAGAUAUAUCGAUGACCGUUUCGCCGUAACAUCAACACAGUUCGAAAUGGACGAGUGUUUUUAUAUAAUGAAUGAACAGUCACAGCACAUUAAGCUCACCCGAGAAGUUCCACGUGAUGGUUGUUUCCCUUAUCUCGACACUCGGGUUCCGUCACAAGCUGCUCAGUCAAAUACAGAAAACGCGCCCGCUCAACCUCACAAUCUUAAAAGGCGGAAUUACGGUUCUACUGGUCACCUCCAGCUCUUAGGAGUGCGACUACCAACAACGCCCCAGAAAGUCGCGUUUCCUCAGGACGCGGCGCUACCAUAUCGGGUUGAUAGGAUUGGAGUUGCAGCUGGUCCUCAACGACAGUAUUUAAUACGAACUGUUGCGUCACAACGAGUCACUACCCCGCCACCGGUUCGUGCUGAAGCCGAUACUAACUAG